Rubroshorea leprosula is the source of this 2355-nucleotide messenger RNA. NCBI's taxonomy places the organism in Eukaryota, Viridiplantae, Streptophyta, Magnoliopsida, Malvales, Dipterocarpaceae. The record is from the annotation of a GenBank genome assembly.
AAGGAUGAACCUUUUCAGAAUUACUCUCAUCUGUUUUCGCUUCUUUUCUCUUCCCUGUUUCUUCCCAUCAUUCCAGUGUUUGGUUGGAUAGAAAGUUCACGUUGGAAGCUUUAGAUUCAUACCUUGUUGCUAACUCUCGGAUUGUUUUUUGUUAAGGUUUCAUGAUGCCCUACCCUUUUCCCCAUUUUUAUUCUUUAAUGUCCUGUCCUUUUUAUUGAUGUGUUCUUUGGGGAGCUUUCAGUAUUCUAAAGGACUAGACUACCUCAUCUUUCUCUGUCCUAGACAGUCUUUUGCAUAUCCUUUUUCUUAAAAAUGGGUAAAAUUAUUUAUUUUUCUCUUCUUAGUGGGUAUCCAAGUGUUUCUACUUGAUUUUUGCUUUUAAAAAGUUGGAAUUCCUUUGUCCCUUCUAUCUUAUAUUGGACACUUGAAAAUAAGGUUACUUUACAAAAGGCUAGAAUUGCAUGGUGACUUUGUGACAUCUGAGAGAUUCUUUCAUUGAGAAAUAAACAGUGUUUCUGCAACUUGGAUACCUUUUAUUAGAGUCUCAUUAUUGUUGCAAGUUGCAUUUCCCCCAAUUGUAAAAGCUGAUCCAAACGUUCUGAUGCAUUCAUUUACUUUAAAAGUAGCUUGAGAAAUUGAUAAUUUUUUGCCCCUCAAAUAUUUUGUUAAUUUCCUCAGGUGCAUGAAGCAGGUAAGUUAGUAGAAGCAGUAGCUUUUACCUGGAAAGUACAUUGUCCUGCCAGUGGGACAAGGAAAAUUAGUGGGGUUUGAUCUUCUUCGUAUCCAUCCAUUGUGAUCUUAGGCUUUGUUUGUUCUCUUUUCCGUGAAUGAGAAAUCGGAGAAAAAUUGUUCCUUUUGGCAAUAUUUGGUAGCAAUAACUGUUCUGCCUCAUUGUGCUUGGCCAUGACCAUUAUCCAUCAUGUUUACGGGGGCCUACUUACCGACUCAAACUUGAAUGUGGGAUGCUCUAUUUUGGGGCAGCCAGUUGGUGUCAAAAGGAUGCAGAUUUUUUGCCUCUUUAUCUUUCUCAAGCUUGUCCUUUUGAGAUGCUUGUCCUUUUAAGAUGCUUGUCAUUCAUAAUCAUACGUGAUUCUUUUGAUCUUUUCCCCUCUGAUGGGAAAAUUGAUCUUGUUUUCUAAUUAAGCAAGUUUAGUUAACAUUUGAAGUAAUUUUUACUUUUUAUCCCAAAAGUUGGAGCAAAUAUGAUUUUAAUGGCCUGUGUGUGAAAAAUAAUAUUGAUAUUAUCACAUUUUAUAACCUGUUAUGCAGGAGCACAAGGGAAAGUACACCAUGUAGCUUGAUAAGGAACUCGGACACCAUUGCAACCCCUGGUUCCACCACAAGGAGGUCAAGCUCCAGCACUGCUUACCGAGGAGGGGGGAAUGAUGUGCGAAGAUUUAUCCCAACAGCAAAUGAAAUGGAGGAGUUUUUUGCCUAUGCAGAGCAACAACAACAGAGACAAUUCAUUGAGAAGUAUAACUUUGACAUUGUGAACGAUUUACCUCUCCCAGGAUGCUAUGAGUGGGUACAAGUGAUUCCAUAACCAGAAGCUGAUUAGUUUUCCAAGAUCUUGUAAAGAUGUAUUGAGCCAUCCAAGAUGUGUAAUUUCAAGAUCUGUAGCAUGACAGAGCUGACGAAUUACACUAACAAACCAUACACCCAAAAUCCUUUGUUCAAAUGCAAAGGAAAUAAUGUUAGAAAUUUAGAUGUUUAUUCAUAAGGUAACUGACUAGGAGUAGCCAUCGUUUCCUAAUAUGAUCUUUAUUAACUCAUUAUUCUAAGGAUAAUAUCAACUACUUGACGUCCGUCUGCUGCAUCCAUUAUGGUUAAUCUGCACCCUAUUCAAUCUUUUUAAAUGAUUUUCUUUCCAUACUUGCUGGCGUGGCAUUAUAUAAACUUGUAUUAUUACUUUUGCUGCUGAUGGGAUAAUCUGAUCCUUACUAGGGUUAUCUAGACUAUCUCGGCAUCAGAUGGUAUUUUGGGGUGGUGGUCCUGGUGGGCUCUGCAUUCAAUUCAAAGAAAACAGUUAGUAGAUUGUUCUGUAGAGUAGAAGUGAAUCUUACUUCAGGGCAUGGGGUUCCCAGAGGCUGACACUAGUAGUAUUGUUAGUGGUUCUGUGUUCAACUCUUUUUCCCUCUGAAAUUUGUGGUGAUAAAUUGUUAAAGGGCCAAUAAGGCUGCAACAGUUUGUGAAGUAGGGCAUGAUUAAAUGAAUGCAAUGGACCCUCUUCACAUGGGAUAUUGUACUAUUCCUACAGGAACAGAGCCUCUUCUGUAAUUACAAGCUGCAAUUAGUUAACCUCAGAUCUGAUGAUGUCUUCUAGUUUUUGCCCAAGAAUAAAGCUUUUGUCAAUCG